AGCAGUAGCUCAUCUGGGACCGCCAGCUCAAUAAACCUGAGUUCUCCAACCCUCCAAGCUGGUGCUUGGGUUCUUGACGGUCCAGAUCCUGCAGUAUUUUUGGAGGCCUCAGUGAGAUUCCAACCACACUGGCCCCUUGAGCUGCCAGACUGGUGGCUCAACCAGGCCAGAGCAGAGGAACUCUGAGACGACUGAAGCAGCGUGCCACCUGACAGGUGUUCUGACUUUCCAGACAGCUGAACCCUGACCAGACUCAUUGGAGAAGUGGACCAACUAGCCAGGUAUGGCUACAGAAAAAGGUACCUGAAUCCGGCCCAAGAUCUUCAGCCCUGCUCCAGUCACUCCAGGGCUGGCUGGUCCACGCACGGCAGAAGCUUGAGGAAUUCAGCGAGGGACAUCUGAGAAUCAGGGUUACGAUGGCACCCUGCCAAGUGGGGACUGGUUGCACCACUGGCCUUGAUGCUUUCUGUGGGUCAAAUACGAGGGGUCACUUUGGCUAUAAUCUACCCAAAAAUAAUGGGUUUAUUAAGUGCACUCUAAUGUUUAGUGUAAUAGCAUUUUCUAUCCUGCUGAGCUGUAGUGCAUUAAAAAGCAAAAUAGACCCCUCAUGUACUCCAUGCAUACACAUGACUAAAUCAGGUCAGGGGGUCACUUGGACCUUGCUUUACCAUACUCACUUCUCCUGUCAAGGAGAGGUCCAAGGAACCUGUGUACAUAAUAAAACAACCUAUUUUAUUUGUCGACAAAAUGACAAACAAAGUUGUUUUGACCCCCUGCCCCCCAUCAGUGAAGAUUGGUUAGAGGUUAGGCACCAAGAAGGAGGGAUUCUGAUCAACCAGACACGAAUUGAAAAUGAAGACCUUCCAGUAUCAGUAUACUUUGACGCGUGUGCUGCUAUUGGCAAGAACCCCAAGGGUGUUACAAAUUGUGGGAGUUUAUCAUGGGAGCAAACAUACACAAACAAUGACAAAUAUAUGUGUCAGUUAGCAUCUCCCCGCUCCUACUGCUAUGGCGACCCCUGGUUUUACUGCCCUUACUGGAGCUGUGUCACGUGGGCAACCUGGGAAUAUAAAAGCAAGAUAGCUCGACUUCAAAAGGGAACUGCUAGCCCCAAUUGUAAACUAGGGACAUGUAAUCCUGUCAAUUUCACGAUCUUCAAUCCCGGAGAUUUAAAAUGGAAAACUGGCGUCAAAAUCGGUAUUUAUAUCUAUGGGACAGGUGCUGACCCAGGAACUGUGUUAGAGUUCCGCCAUAUUUCUGUUCUACUCCAGAGUUCUUUACACAAGGUCUUCUAUUCUUUUCAUGAAGAGACAGAAAGUGGUCCCCCCUACAAUUCCAGUCAAAACUAAAAAUCUGUUCUUAGCUCUAGCAGACACCAUAGCCCAGACAUUAAUGGUUUCUUCUUGCUGUGUAACCUUUCUUGCUAUGUGUGUGGAGGGGAAUUAAUAUAGGAGUACAAUGGGCCUAGGAAGCCAAAGAAUUAGAUCCCCAAAGACCCUUCAACAGCUCAGGGAAUUCAAGAAAACCAGGGUCAGAAUUUGGUAUUGAAAGACUUCCAUAAUUGGCAAGAACUGCCUGGCACAGUGGGGUCCAUUAUUCAAUGUUCCGGUAGGAAACCUCUCUUGUCUUGGCCAAAAAAUAUUACAGCACAACUACUCACACUUCUGAUUGGUGGGGAAGCCCAAACUAUACGGAGCCUAAUCCUCACCCUCUAGCAAGCUUCCCUGAUUUAAAGACCAGCUGGGAUGACUUGUCCACUGAAGGCCGUUGGUCUGCUCCAGAAGGAUUUUAUUGGAUUUGUGGGGCUAACACGUAUUCAGUUUUGCCAGCCAACUGGUCAGGGGCAUGGAUAUUGGGGACUGUCCAUCCCUCCUUUUUCCUACUUCCCCUACCCCAAGGUGAAUCACUGGGAGUCCCAGUUUAUAAAGGCAGAGGCCUCCCCAAAAAGUACAGGUCUCUACAGAUUGGAAACUGGAAAGAUGACGAAUGGCCUCCUGAAUGCAUAAUCCAAUACUGCAGGCCAGCCAUUUGGGCAGAAGAUGGGUUCUGGGGCUACCAAACCCCAAUUUACGUGGUUAACAGAAUCAUCUGAUUCUAGGCAGUGGUUGAGAUCAUUACUAAUGAAACGGCCAAGGCUCUUAAUUUAUUGGCAGAACAACAAACCAAGAUGCAUAAAGCUAUCUAUCAGAAUCACCUGCCCUUAAUUACUUACUGGCUGCAGAGGGGGUGUCUGUGGGAAGUUCAAUCUUAGCAACUGUUGUCUACAGAUAGAUGAUAAAGGCAAGGUUGUAGAAGAAAUAACCAGUGAAAUUACUAAAAUAUUUCUUGUCCCAGUCCAAACUUGGAAGGGGUGGAAUCCCAGAGAGCUAUUUCAGGGAUGGUUUUCUUAUCUAAGAGGAUUCAAAACUCCAACGGGGGUAGUCCCAAGGAGGACCUUGGGACCUGCGUCCUCUUACCUUGCCCCUUGCCAUUAUUCAUGAGGAUGGUUUCCAGCCUAGCUGAAGCCACUGCAGACAGGAGGGCUACCACACACCUCCUAGCCCUGAGAGGUUAUCAGCUCCUGGGCCAAGAAGAUCAAGCAGUUGAUGCCUUAUAAGAUUUAAGGGGCAUCAAGAGGGGGUCCAGUAGAGGAAAAUUGAAAACUUACCCUCAGCUAGAAAUAACUUCAUGCUCAUUCUGCUUCUGUAAGAUAUGCUUACUGUGCCAAGAUAGGAACAAGAUGACCUAGCAAUCAACUGUAACCAUAAGAUGUUUUGAUAAGAAUGGAAUGUUCUGUUCCUGCUUCUAUGAGUUUCUGUUUGCAAAUUCCCUACAUGUAACCCAUAGCAACUCCCACACUCUGUAACUGCCCAAAGCCCAUAGCAUCCAGGUAACCAAUCAACCAGUGCCAACUGUUCUUGUGUGUACUGACCCUAUAAGAGUAAGGCUCACCCUGAACUCGGGGCCCCAGAACUUCAGAGCAUUAGCUCAUCUGGGACCACAGGCUCAAUAAACCUGAGUUCUCCAA
Capra hircus (goat) is the source of this 3007-nucleotide messenger RNA. RefSeq names its product endogenous retrovirus group 3 member 1 (gene ERV3-1). Bases 417 to 1349 code for a protein of 310 amino acids. NCBI's taxonomy places the organism in Eukaryota, Metazoa, Chordata, Mammalia, Artiodactyla, Bovidae. The record is from RefSeq and is a predicted model, not a curated record. The transcript is spliced from 2 exons.